AUGAAUGGAUAUGAAGGAAGACAAUUAUCGAGUUGGAUGAGAAGUGUUAUAGUUCUGAGAGACUUGGUGGAAGUUAUACUUUUGGACUGUGACGACUGUGAGGAGCUUCCUCCACUAGGUAAACUGCCACACUUGAAAAAGCUAGAGGUGAGUGGAAUGAAAAAUGUGAAGUGGAUAGACGGUGAGACGUAUGAAGGUGUGGAGGAGAAGGCCUUUCCAUCAUUGGAGAAAUUGAGUGUGGAGAAUUUACCAAAUUUGGAGAGGUUGUUGAGGGAUGAAGGAGUAGAGAUGCUCCCUCGUCUUUCCCAAUUAAAUAUUUUUGGCGUCUCCAACCUUAAAUUUCCACGUCUUCCUUCUGUUGAGAUACUUCUUACUAGAAGCAUUGACGAAGUGACUUCCUUUAUGGAAGGGGUUGUGGGGAAUAUGACUUGUCUAAAGACCUUGGACAUUCAAAUCAUUGACGGAGCGGUGGUAUUACCCGACCAACUCAGUGGGUUGGGUGCACUACAGGACCUACGCGUUGGUUAUUGGGAUGAUUUGGAGUACUUCCCAGAACAUGUGUUGGAAGGUCUAACUUCUCUUCGAAAUUUGGACAUUCAUUUCUGUAAGAAAUUAAAAUCCUUGUCUGAAGGUGUUGGACAUUUGGCUCGUCUUGAGAGUUUGUCUAUCCGCUAUUGUCCAGAGUUGAUGGAUCUACCAAGUAAUAUGAGCCAACUAACUACCCUUUGGAAGGUCUCAAUCGCGGGUGGCUCCACAUUACCGGAUGGCUUAGAACGUGUCCCCUCCCUACGUUCUUUGUAUAUAUGGAGUUGCAAGUGUGCUUCAUUACCGGACUGGCUGGGAGACAUCACUUCUCUUCAAGAAUUAAGCAUUGUGAACUGUUGGGAGUUGAGGUCACUGCCGAGUAGCAUUCAACGCCUCACCAACUUGUCUUCUUUAAGUAUACGCAACUGUCCUCAUCUGGAGAAGCGGUGCAAAAGGGAAUCAGGAGAGGAUUGGCAAUACAUAAACCACAUUCCACGAUUGGGUCUACAUUUCCAGAUGAAACCGUCAUUUUCUGGAUUUUUCUGAAGUCCAUGUUGUUGCUCUGGAUGCAGUCGUUAUGCUAUGAAUAAGCUUAGCAGUUAUUCUAAUAAGAUCAGUCCUUUGGUAUGCAUCAUUCUUUUAAUUUUUCUGUAAUUUUGUUCUCUAUGUAUGUAGUCAAUGAUGGCAUUUUCCAAAGAGACUUCAAAUUUUUAUCUGCUAUAGUUCUGUA
Messenger RNA from Vigna unguiculata (cowpea), 1255 nucleotides. Its product is annotated as putative disease resistance protein RGA4. Gene Ontology annotation, molecular function: ADP binding. Lineage: Eukaryota; Viridiplantae; Streptophyta; Magnoliopsida; Fabales; Fabaceae. The record is from RefSeq and is a predicted model, not a curated record.